Messenger RNA from Scutellospora calospora, 814 nucleotides. Lineage: Eukaryota; Fungi; Glomeromycota; Glomeromycetes; Diversisporales; Gigasporaceae. The record is from the annotation of a GenBank genome assembly.
CAUUUUAAAAAAUCUUAAUGAUGAAAUCGUCAGAGAUAAAGAAUUUAUAGAACUUGACACAUGCUCAGAAUAUGAUAAAAAAAUUAUUAUGCACAACUACGAACUAUUAACAAUCCUCUCAUGUGCUCAUGUAUAUCACAGAUAUUGUAUUGAGAAAAAACUUUCACGUAUAUAUCCAAAUAUAUGCCCUAUGUCUGAUUGUAAUAAACCUGUCAAGCCUGUUAUUUCUGUUGAUAUAUCUCGAGAAGAUUCAUCUAAUCCUGCUCCAUCCAAAAAACAUGCUAGUGAACCUACCUCAGCAAACAAAUCAACUGGUAAAAAAGCAAAAAAAGAAUCACAUGUAUUAAAUGAGCUUAUAAAAGAAUUAUCUACUGAACCUGAAACUCCGCAAGCCCCUAUAGUUAGAAAAGAAAAUGCUGUUAAUUUUGACGAUUUAUAUAAUAAUAUAACCAAUGCAGAAACUCAAAAUGAAAUUAUGAAUCAAGAUCUUAUAACCUGUUAUUAUCUCUUUGGUAAAGCUCUAUCGGAACAGCUUGAGCAUCACAAGAAAUCUAAUCCUCCAUAUGCUUCUUUGCUGUUAGUUAAUGAAGAAGUUAAAGAACAAAUUCCCAAUAUUACGGAUACUACAUUGUGGAAAAAAGUAGAAAGAUCACGAAAGAUUUAUAAGCUCUUUCUUAAUAUCGGAGAGGAUAAGAUUCAAAGAGUUAGAUCUUUCAGUGCGUUGACCAUUUCAAAAUUAAGAAAGGAGGAUAUUGAUAGUAUUAUACUUACCAUUUUGAAACCAAAAAACCAAUCUACUGCGCCAGUCACGUGA